UCCAUCCAGUAGAGGUCAGUAAAAGAGAACACUACUAAAUUUUCGAAGACGCAAUGAUGACAGAAACUUCACAGAACUGCAGGAAAAAGUCUACCCCGGCAGGAAGCAAAAUCAACCCGUCGUUAGGGCCACCCAGUAUAUCUAGUGGAGGUUUUUUUGAUUGAAUCGAAUGUAGUGUAUUCACCGUUGCAUUUACCUCAUAACAAAAUGGCUUGCUGUGAGAGCACAGAGAAGGGCAGUCUGGAGUCUGACUACUGUGGUGCUGAGUGUUCCCCAUGUGCUAUAGCCAUGAUGGAGAAGGAGAGGGACUCAUACGGAGUCAUAGGGAGUCCCACUCAGAGCUAUGAUGUGGAGGCCCAGGGCUAUGAUGUGGAGUUUGAUCCACCUUUGGAGAGCAAGUAUGAGUGUCCCAUUUGCCUUAUGGCCUUGAGGUCUGCUGUGCAGACACCUUGUGGGCAUCGCUUCUGUCGCUGUUGCAUACAGAAGUCGAUCAGGGAUACGGGACAGAAGUGUCCAGUAGAUAAUGAAGUUCUGCUAGAGGACCAGCUCUUCCCAGAUAACUUUGCCAAGCGAGAGAUACUCUCCCUUACUGUCCGGUGUCCCAACACUGGCUGCCACGAUAAAAUGGAGCUGCGCAAUUUGGAUAACCAUAUGAUGGAGUGCAAGUUUGCCACAGUGCCCUGUCCUCACUGUGGGGAGGCUGUGAAGAAGACCCAGCAGGACGAGCAUUCGAAAGAGCAGUGCCCUCGUCGCAUCAUUACAUGUCCUGACUGUCUUCAACCGUAUCUCUUUGAGGAGAGCAAGGUUCAUGAGACAGUUUGUCCCUUUGCCAAUGUUGUGUGUCAGUUUUGCAGUCAUGAGCUUUUUCGGGACCAGUUGGAUUCACACCUUAAUACCGACUGCCUGAAAGCCCCUGUAGACUGCACCUUCAGUUUCUUUGGAUGUACAGAGAAGAUGCAGAGGAAUGACCUGGCCCAGCACAUGCAGGAGUUUGCUGGGAUGCACAUGCGCUACAUGGCCGAGUACCUGCGGCAGCAGAGCCUGAGCGGGUGCAGCACGUCAGCGCUGGGUGCGUCGGUGGGCGAGCGGCCCGGUGCCCGGGGGGGUGAGCCGUGCCAGUGCGCACAGGAGCUGCGCAACAUGACUGAGACGGUGAAGUUCCUGGAGGGCCGGCUGGUGCUGCAGGACCAGCAGCUGCGCGAGCUGGCCAUCCACAACGACAAGCAGGCCACCCAGCUGUCGGAGACGCGGCGCAAGCUGUGCUCGCUGGAGGGGACGGUGCGCGAGCUGGAGGCCCAGCAGUACCAGGGCAUCUACGUGUGGCGCGUGGAGGGCUUCUCCAACCACCUGCGCCAGCAGGAGGCCGGCCAGGCCAUCGUCCUGCACAGCCCCGGCUUCUACACCGGCCGGCCCGGCUACAAGCUGUGCCUGCGGCUACACCUGCAGACGCCCAGCGCCGCCCGCUGUGCCAACUACAUCUCCCUGUUCGUGCACACCAUGCAGGGGGAGUUUGACGGCCAGCUCUCGUGGCCCUUCCAGGGCACCAUCCGCCUGGCCAUCCUGGACCAAGCGGAAGGGCAGCACCACGUGGAGGUGAUGGACACCAAACCAGACCUCCAGGCGUUCCAGCGGCCCACCACUCACAAGAACCCUAAGGGCUUUGGCUACAUCACUUUCCUGCACCUGAGCAUGUUGCAGCAGAAGCAAUUUGUGCGCGAUGACACCAUGCUGGUGCGCUGCGAGGCCAUGCCGCGUUUUGACCCCUACCUGCGUCGAGAGGGCAUCCAGCCCCGCGGACCCGAGCCCUCUCUGUAAAAACGAGGGCACACGCACACCGUAAACUCCAUUCCAGUACUCUUCAUGACUGUGCCAGUGUUCUGAAUGUAGUAUGUGUUUCACAGAAAACAGAAGGCACUCGAAAUAUUUCAUUCUAGAUUUAAACAUUACGAUCUAAAUUCCUUUCUAAAUAGGUAUGUCAACAUAGUCAUAGUGGGGGGGAAAUAGUUGCUUCUGCAACCAGCUUUUUAACUAUUCAUGGAUGUGAAAACAACUGGACUUCCCAAAAGAUUUCCCCAUGUUGUUUUUUCACAGAUUGCAAGGACAGUGGAAAUAAUGUGUCUUAACUCUUAAAAAGUGUGACUUUCCUUUGGGGCCUUGCCUUAUGUGUGCACAAGCAAGUAGUCUUGUGCCUCAUCUCCACACAAGCCAGAGUUGAACCAGUGACGCAGUGAAUGCCUUUGUCAGCAAAAAUAAUCAAUCAGGUUGAGUGGGUGAUUAAAUGCAAAGUUAAAGCUGUUCAUUAUCUCCCAAGAGCCAUUUGGUGUUUAGAUAUAAUGAUCAACACUUUUUGUCAUUCUGUGUGACUUUCAUUUUGAUCAAUCAGCAGCUUCACCAACACCCAGUUCCUGGACCAAAGAAAAAUGCUUACAGUACUGUUUAAUACUUCAACAUGACCUACAUCUAGAAAUGACAUUAGCUUGGUUACUAUGACCUACAUCUAGAGAUGACAUAAGCUUGGUUACUGUAGGUGUACUUGGUGACCUGAAAUAGUCUCUAUAGUGGAAAUGGGACUGUGUCAGAGUGUACACCUGAGAGAUGUCUGGCUGGUGUUGGCUCACUACGGAAGACUUGCUUGGUUCCUCAGUAAGUAAAACUAGUGCAUACUUGCUGAUGGAUGGACAUCAUCCACAAAAUGUCUGAAGUUCUCAAUUGUAUCAGUGUUUUGUAAAGAUGUGUUACUACAUUAUAAUCAUGUGGAACGGAAAUAUAAUGGGGAUUGUGCAUCCAAUUGUCUCUUAUACGCUCAUGAAACUGUCUGUAAGGACAGAACAUGUUUGUUUAAAGGGGAAUUGCAGUUUUUUUAGCUUAAUUUACCUUAACAGCUUUGGAGUCAUUGGAAUGUUUAUAUGACUUUUUCGGGGUUGAAUGGUGGCCAUCUUGCUUCCCCCUAUGUGAGCGUAAAAACCAACUUUGGUCCGAUGAGCCGCCAGCCUUAGAGUCAGAAAGUGUUGCAGUCUCACGAUGUAACAACUUGCUUUACGGCACUACACACACACACGCCAGGCACCGGCUACAACAAGGCAGCAAUGGAGUUUCUCAGACAUUCGUCAUGACAGAGCUGGCGAAAAGAAGCAGAAAGCGAGUAAACCGUUGUCACAGGAACAGGGAAGGAGGAAACUACAGACUGACCGAGCGAGAACUGUCGUAAAAUAUAUACUCUGAAGCUGUAGGGGGAGCUCUGUAGAGAAAACUGCGAGCAAAAAGCAAGAAAACAGUGAAAACUGCAUAGGGUCCCUUCAAUGAUGCUUUAUGACAUAGUGAUCGAUAUUGUUUGGCUCAGUUUGUGGAAGUGAAUGAGUGGUAUCUUAGUUCUGAAACCUGCCCUUGCAGAGUCUCUGCGAUGGCCUUUGGAUGAGCGUAAGCUUUGGAGACUUGGAGGGUCCCGCCACUAAGCUGUGUUGUGUUUGUUGCCAUUCAUACCAAGGAUGGAAAUGGAGCAUUUUCCUGAGGACGGGAAUCAUUUCUAUCUUGACACCCUGUGCAGCCCUUUAAGCUUUCUUCUGAUUGAAACAUCCAGAUAUUUUGUCUCAACGCAAAGAUCACCGAGGCCACAACUUGCUGGUUUCUCCAUCAAUGUGAUGAAUCAAAAUUCAGAACUCUGCAAAAGUAAAAUGGUCUUCAUGCCAUGCUGUCUGUUGUGUCAAACUGUCAUUGUCCAUAUAAAGAUGCACCUUACUGGCAGGGAUGGGAGGAAAUGGUUCACUCUACCCUGGACUCUUGCCUUGUCAUCAUUGGUUCAGUGUCUGAAUGGGAACACAUUUGUCUUGCUCACCCCAUCAUCUCACUGAUUCUUCACAAUAGUGUUUGGUGCACAACAGGGUUUUAUUUUUAAAACCACAACUUCUCUGCUAAGCAUUUUGCUCCACCGACAUCCUUCCUUCACAAUCAAGACGACAUCCAGAGAGGAUCCCAUUAUAAUAAUAAAAAAAAAAAAAAAACAGCUGUGAAGUACUCUGGAAGACUAAGCCCAAGAGUGAAGCCCAAUGUGUCGGUGCAUUUGUGAUGUUUGCCUUUCUCACGAUUUUAUGUGUGCAAUGUCAUUUUUUCAAAUAUGUUUUCCUCGGCUGCCUAGAUUUGGAAAUACAAUCAGAUAUUUUCAUGAAAUAUGAGUGAAUGAAUGAAUGUGUUUUGUUUUGUUUUAACAUAUAUAAGAAUACUGCCCAUGAUACCCCAUGGUUCCCACACAUUCUAGUACUGCACAAGCCUGUUAUUGACAUGUGCGCCUUUCAGUAACCUGUUCUCAUGCAUUGGGCCUCAUGGAAGAACCUUUCGUAUAAUCAGAUUAUCUUAUAACUGCUCAAGAAAGCAUUUUGCAAGAAGCUAGACUAGAGAGAUUCUUUUUACUCGCUGUGCUGGUGUCCCUGAUGUGAAUCAUGCACGUACAUGUGCUCUACAAAGCCAAAAGACACUCCAUUUGGGCUCAGCUUGAAAGUUUUUGUACUUGGACUGAAUAUAUCUACAGUUUGACUUUACAAAUUUGUCGUUCACAGGUUAUUUGCUGUUAAUUGCUGUUUCUUUCUGGAGUAACAAUGGUUCAAAUCAGGGUUUUGUACAGAGUAAUGAUAUCUGUGGAGGAGAGUAUCUCUUUCAUGAUUGGUAAAGGGUACAGCUUAACUUUUUUUGCUUUUGUAGUUUGCUUGCAGAUUGAUUUAAUGGUAUGAUGUCAUCAUGAUGAAAAGAGAUGUAUUAAUUUUGCUUACAGAAGGCCCUUCAAAAGAUCACAAUGCACAGGGAAAUCAUCCCUUCACAUGCCAUUAUAAAGUGGUUGCAUCCACACUGUAGGUUCUUUCUUUUGCCAUUCUUGUCUUUGGACAGCAAUGUCUGUAGCUUUAUUUUCUGUGUUUGUUUAUUUAUGCGUUGAGAAGCUUCAUGUAAGCUCGUUUGUUUUUAAUGGUCAACGCCUUUUAGAACAAAGACACAGGAAUACGAAAGUCUUACGUGAGGUCCUUUGCAUACUGUGUGAUGUGUCUGCUGUACAUAAUGCAGUUGCACCACAGGCAGUAGAAUGUUAUUUAUGGCCCAUGGUGGUGUUUCUUUAUCUUCAUACUGCAUCUGUGCUAACUACGAUCUGUAGUGCAGCAGAUUUGUUAUGUUGUGUUUAUGUUCCUCAAUAUUUAACAGCAUUGUCUUUGUCAUUGUCAGCCAGAGUUGUAAAAGUCUGGCCACAUCUUUGCUCCCACCAUUCACUAAAUCAGCUGAAUCUAAUAAAUACAAUUCAUCAGCCAGAUAGAUGAGCUAAUUAGUGAAAUCACCUGUGCUAAAUGCACAGGUAGAAACAAUACAUGGUAGGACUUUUACUUUCUGAAGCCAGACUUUUACACCUCUGUUGUGUAAUGUAUUAUUAUGAUGCCAUAACUGGGGCCUGUCUUAUGAAUUGUAUUAGGACCAAUCAGAGACUUGAGAGACACACUCAUAUGCUAUUUUAAAGCCCUAGUGAUGAGACCCAUCUCUCUGUGCUUGUCAUGAAAUUGUGCUCUGUGAGGUUAUACAGAAGGACCUGAUGACAAAACCUUCCUAGAUUAAAAAUAAUCAUUCUUACAUGAUGUAAUCCAGCCACAAGCAAUCUUAAAGCCACCUAUCAGCAAAGAAGUUGGUCUCAUGCACUUUUCAUUUUAAAUGAGAGAUUAUUCCUGUUUGUUGUGGACUUCAUUUCUAUUUUCCUGUGUGUCUUAAUAUACUAUUGUGGUACUAAUGUACUAUGUUUGUCUUUGCCUUUAUUUUCAACAACUUGAAUUUCAGGGUUUAUCUUGCAGAAAAGAAAUCACGACACUGUGCCUACACUGGAAUUAUGCUUUGAGUGUCACUGUUUACUAACGCUGAGUUAAUAAUAAAUUCGAUGUUUUUUCCACUG
This is a messenger RNA of Alosa alosa (allis shad), 5911 nucleotides long. RefSeq names its product TNF receptor-associated factor 6 (gene traf6). The coding region runs from base 208 to 1815 and encodes 535 amino acids. The transcript has 8 exons. Lineage: Eukaryota; Metazoa; Chordata; Actinopteri; Clupeiformes; Clupeidae. The record is from RefSeq and is a predicted model, not a curated record. Gene Ontology annotation, molecular function: ubiquitin protein ligase activity; tumor necrosis factor receptor binding; zinc ion binding. Gene Ontology annotation, biological process: regulation of apoptotic process; positive regulation of JNK cascade; protein K63-linked ubiquitination. Gene Ontology annotation, cellular component: plasma membrane signaling receptor complex.